AUGCCCAUCAAGGAGGUGGCCCUGGACCUCACGAACUUCGUGCUGUCCAAUGUGAACGACGCCAUCUCUUUCAAACCACAGCUGUGCUACGAGGUGCCCGCCCAGGACUACCCAGAGCUCCGCGAACGGUACAUCGCAUUCACGGGCACGUCCAUGCGUAAAAACAAGUCCCGUCUCUACUUCCUGCCGACCAACAUCUCGGACGAGCUCCAGCAGCUCAACCCGUCUGUGCCAGAGUCGGCGAAGCACGUGCCGCGCGACGGUCACGUGUACUACAAAAACCGGCUCAUAACCGAGCUGGACUACGAAAACGUCAAGCGUGUGGAGCUGGCGUGCGCCUACAUCGCGUACGCCAUCAUCAACAAGGCCGCGGGCAUCGAAGUGGAGCCCAACGAGCACGGCGACCACAGUGAGCGCAGCGAGUCCAACCAGUCGGUCAUUUCCAACGACCGCAGCGAUUCCUCCACCUCGUUUGUCGAUCUGGGGGGCCCCAAAGACGAUUCCCUUACGGCCCUCACGGGCCCCGAUGCUUCGCCCACGGCGCCCACGGCGGCCACCGACUCCUCCAAGAUCUCUCCGGCAGAGACCACGGCCCAAGCGCUGCGGCGUGGCGGUCUUAUCGGUUUCCGUGAGCUCGGCUACCUGGUCAAUAUAACGCCUUGGCAUUUCCAUAGGGUCUUCAAAGUCAUCACUGGACUCACUAUCCGCGAGUACGGCCAGCUUUGUAGCGAGUUUGCCAAAAAAAACCGAGAUAUCAUGAACGCCUGCAACAAGCGCAUUCAAGAGCUCAAAGCUGAGGGCCACGUAUACCAAUGUUUUUCAGACCCUAAUUUCUUGAAAGAGGAAACUUUGCACUACGAACCUACAAGGAACGUGGUGUUGCUGCCGCAGUAUUUCAUCGAUCCCAAUAAGUCCAAGGAACACAAGAAAAUGCAAAAAGAGAGUAAAAUCACAGACGGCAAAUGUACUCAGCGCGUCGAAGCCCGAAAGCGUAGAAGUUCCAUCAUGUCCGGUCGUAUCAGAGCAGCUUCGAUAUCAAGUGUGACUUCCAAUUCUUCUAUUCAGGAUGUACUACAGGUGGAGCCGGCUUUCCCCUGUACUCCUCAAGUGAGUCCCACAGAUAUGCAUCAUUCUUUAUCUGCGUCACCUGCUCUUGCAGGUACCUCCGAAUUAAACAGUCUCGAUUCAUCGCUUUUGAAAUCCACCAUUGCAAAAUCUAGGAAGAAUAGUCUGGUGGGAGGAGCAGCAGCAAGUCUGCUUCAACCCACUGUGGGUAAAAUCGGAAAGCCCAAGGCUUCGGCUAGCAACUCAAGUGUCGCACACCUUCGCCAUAUGAGUGAUGCCUCUAUAGCCCUGAACGCCCGGGAGCUGAACAACAUACCACUCAACAGUUCGGGCGAAUACAAUGUCUCGAAUGGCGUUUCCGGGCGGGGUACCUCCUCAGUAUUCAAUGCUACAUCUCCCAGCGUUGAUUUCAAGUUUGACAUUUUCGGUAGUGAGAACACGCCAACGCAACGGCAACAGCAGCAGCAGCAGCAACAACAACAACAACAACAACAACAACAACAACAACAACAACAACAACAACAACAGCAGCAGCAGCAGCAGCAGCUAGAUGAACAACAUCCACAAUCACACACAAAUUUGAUCAAAAACAAUGACAACUUUAAUUACAGUUUCGACGAGAUGAACCCUAGGGCCGUAUCGAACCUAACGAACAAUUUCAGUAACGGUGAUUUUCAACUGGACUUUAAUGAUGAGAUAUCCAGUAAUGUUUUGAAUGCUUCAGACAACGGAGUGUACUCGAUUGGAACUUCGCCCUCCAAUAACGUCCCGGCAACAUCGAUACAAGGAAAUUCCGGAUCUAUUGAUACAUUGCCACGGGGCUCCACCAAUAACUGGCUGAGAGGAGAACUUUCAGCCGGUGAUCUGGACGAAAACUCUCAACUCUUAUUAGAUUUGGAUACCUUUCAAGACGGUGAGAUCUUGAACCAAUCGCUCGGCAUGUUCGAUUCAAAAUUGACAGGUGGCCAUGACCUCCACGGUGCCAAUAGCUUUACGAACUUGCCCGAACUCGUUACAUCUUAUUCCCAGCGCGAUCAGCUGUUAUCCCCGAGACACAAUGGUGGUCAUGGUUCUGUGGAACGAAUUUCGGGAGCAAAUCAGUUGAACCAAGCGGGUCAGCCACAAGACGGAGGUUUGAGUAUGGGCAACGCAUCGGGGGAUUCGAGAAAUCGACUCAAUUCAGUCGCUGCGACCCAAAUGGAUGAUUUUAAUCGCAUGUUUUUGGCAGACUGCCCAACUAUGACGCCCAACAUUGCUGAACAGAUUGAUUUUCAAAACGGCAACGCGCAAGAGCAUAUGAUUCAGCCCGCUUUUGUCUCUCAGCCCUCGACUAGAGACAACACUAUGGGAUCCACUGUCACACCCGAUACGAUGGCCACGGCCGAUACCAUGGCGUCGGCAAGAGAUUUCGAUGCCAAGGGCUCGCUGGCGGCAUUUACAAGUCUGGGAUUCGAAAACUUGAGUCCCGGGGCAUCUCCAUCCACUUUGGACGCGGGACUGCCUUUUUUCAACGGCAACAUCAACAGAGAGGCUGCCAAUGGCGAUCAAGUGUCGAUAGAGGCCGUGAUGUCUGCUGGUAAAGACAAUACAGUGGACAGAUUUUGA
Lachancea meyersii CBS 8951 is the source of this 2670-nucleotide messenger RNA. The record is from the annotation of a GenBank genome assembly. Lineage: Eukaryota; Fungi; Ascomycota; Saccharomycetes; Saccharomycetales; Saccharomycetaceae.